This is a messenger RNA of Cylindrotheca closterium, 1509 nucleotides long. The record is from the annotation of a GenBank genome assembly. NCBI's taxonomy places the organism in Eukaryota, Bacillariophyta, Bacillariophyceae, Bacillariales, Bacillariaceae.
AUGGCGCACGCAGAAGCACCUGAACGUCAAAGAAUCGACCCUCUUGCUGUGGUCAAGGACUAUGCCACUGUACCACGUCUAGAGUACCGAACGAUCGCUGGUGUCAAUGGUCCUUUGGUUCUCUUGGAUAAUGUAAAACUUCCCAAGUAUGCCGAGAUUGUCAACUUGACUCUUCGUGACGGAACAACACGCUCGGGACAAGUUCUGGAAGUUGCCGGUAACCGUGCUGUUGUCCAAGUUUUCGAGGGAACUGCUGGAAUUGAUAACAGAAAGACCCGGUGUGAAUUCACUGGCGAUGUCCUUAAGAUGGGUGUUUCCGAAGAGAUGCUUGGUCGAUCCUUCAACGGAUCUGGAAAGGUUAUUGAUUCGGCACCAAAGGUUUUGGCUGAAGCCUACUUGGAUAUCAAUGGACAACCUAUCAACCCUUCUUCUCGUGAUUACCCUAAGGCCAUGAUCCAAACCGGUAUUUCCGCCAUUGAUGUGAUGAACUCUAUUGCUCGUGGACAAAAGAUUCCUAUUUUCUCUGCUGCCGGUCUUCCACACAAUGAAGUUGCUGCGCAAAUUGCAAGACAAGCAUCUCUGGUUCAACAAAAGGAUACAAUGGAUAGUCACGAAGAGAACUUCGCCAUUGUUUUCGGUGCCAUGGGUGUGAACAUGGAAACUGCUCGUUUCUUCCGUUCCGAUUUCGAGGAGAGUGGUGCGAUGCAGCGUACAGCUCUUUUCCUGAAUCUUGCCAAUGAUCCUACUAUCGAACGUAUCAUUACUCCCCGUUUGGCUCUUACCACCGCAGAAUACCUUGCGUACGAACGUGAUUUGCACGUUCUUGUCAUCCUUACAGAUAUGUCGUCGUAUGCUGACGCCCUUCGUGAGGUGUCUGCUGCUCGUGAAGAAGUUCCUGGACGUCGUGGUUACCCGGGUUACAUGUACACGGAUCUUUCCACAAUCUACGAACGCGCCGGGCGUGUGGUUGGACGCAAUGGCUCCAUUACUCAGCUUCCUAUCCUUACGAUGCCUAACGAUGAUAUUACGCAUCCUAUCCCAGAUCUUACAGGGUACAUUACGGAGGGGCAAAUUUACUUGGAUCGUCAAUUGCACACAAAGGGUAUCUUCCCUCCGAUCAAUGUGUUGCCAUCGCUUUCUCGUUUGAUGAAGUCCGCUAUUGGUGAAGGUAUGACUAGAUCAGAUCACGGAUCUGUUUCUAACCAGCUUUAUGCAUCUUAUGCCAUGGGUAAGGAUGUCAUGGCCAUGAAGGCUGUUGUUGGAGAAGAAGCCCUUUCGAUGGAAGAUCACUUGUACCUCAGCUUCUUGGAGCGCUUCGAAGGAAAGUUCAUUGCGCAAGGGCCAUACCAAGCACGUACCAUUUUCGAGUCUCUUGACUUGGCUUGGAGCAUUCUCCGUGCAUUCCCCAAGGAAUUGCUCAAGAAGAUCCCCAAGAAGACCCUUGAUCAGUUCUAUGCUCGUCGCCGUGAGGCUGCUGAGGCAGUGAACAAGGCUGAUGGGUCUGCUUAG